This is a messenger RNA of Phoenix dactylifera (date palm), 777 nucleotides long. RefSeq lists its product as uncharacterized. The record is from RefSeq and is a predicted model, not a curated record. NCBI's taxonomy places the organism in Eukaryota, Viridiplantae, Streptophyta, Magnoliopsida, Arecales, Arecaceae.
GCAAGGGGAAAAGCUGGGAAGAUGAGAGCAAACACCUCCAAAUAAAAUAAGAGGGAAGUUGACUUCAGGAUGUGUGAAUGACUUUGUCCUUAAGGCCUCUAUAAACCCCCCCCCACACAUCGCCCAUUAGAUUGGCAUAACAGGAAGGCAGGCUGUAGUUCGAAACCCUUUUGGACAAAGGGGUGGUUCCUUUCACAUGAUGGACCAGAAGAAGCCUUUGCUUCGGCUCUCGGCUCUGCUGUUCUUCUUGUCAUGCCUCCUCCUUCCCUUGGUUGCUGCACCUCUAUAUAGGAACCUUGCUGUAAGGAUCCAAGAACCCCCACUUCCAGAGGUUACAGAUCAGGUAAUGUUCAGAGAAGCAAGAAUGAUGAAAGAAGAAAUGACCACUAGGGACAUUGAAGUUGAUGACUAUCCAGGAUCAGGCGCAAACAAUCGCCAUGAUCCUGGGACUCCUGGAAGAGCCUGAUUCAAAGCUGCUACAAUUCUCAUGUGGAAAAGUGGCCAUAGAAGUGAUGGUGUGAGUGAAUCCAGCAAAGCAGCUAGAGUUAUAAUUAUAUGUAGCAUGUUCCAUUAGUCUUUGUAUUAAUAUAUCAACCUCAUAUUUGAACCUUUAUCAGCUUCUUUUUUUAUUGUAAAAAAGAAUAAUUAGCCUUUUAAGUGAUUAAGAUUGUAUUACUUUGGUUAUAAUAUGAAGAAAUGACCACUGAAUUUCUUCUUCUUUGCUCAAAAUAUGAUUGAAGGACAACUGAAUCUGAUGGCCUUUGUCAGAUUUGUUUG